This is a messenger RNA of Mastomys coucha (southern multimammate mouse), 5083 nucleotides long. RefSeq names its product aquaporin 4 (gene Aqp4). Gene Ontology annotation, molecular function: water channel activity. Gene Ontology annotation, biological process: transmembrane transport. Gene Ontology annotation, cellular component: basolateral plasma membrane; plasma membrane. Bases 130 to 1101 code for a protein of 323 amino acids. NCBI's taxonomy places the organism in Eukaryota, Metazoa, Chordata, Mammalia, Rodentia, Muridae. The record is from RefSeq and is a predicted model, not a curated record. The transcript has 5 exons.
GCCACAUGGUGCAGAAUCUUUCCACCCCUACACUCCAAAAACCCAAUCAGACAAGUGCCCGUAAUCUGACUCCCGGUGUACUGCAGCCCGGGGGCAGGCAAUGAAAGCUGCACUCUGGCCAGGGAAGGCAUGAGUGACGGAGCUGCUGCAAGGCGGUGGGGUAAGUGUGGACAUUCCUGCAGUAGAGAGAGCAUCAUGGUGGCCUUCAAAGGAGUCUGGACUCAGGCUUUCUGGAAGGCAGUCACAGCAGAAUUUCUGGCCAUGCUUAUCUUUGUUUUGCUCAGUGUGGGAUCCACCAUAAAUUGGGGUGGCUCAGAAAACCCCUUACCUGUGGACAUGGUCCUCAUCUCCCUUUGCUUUGGACUCAGCAUUGCUACCAUGGUGCAGUGCUUUGGCCACAUCAGUGGUGGCCACAUCAAUCCUGCUGUGACAGUGGCCAUGGUGUGCACACGAAAGAUCAGCAUUGCCAAGUCCGUCUUCUACAUCAUUGCGCAGUGCCUUGGGGCCAUCAUUGGAGCCGGCAUUCUCUACCUGGUCACACCUCCCAGUGUGGUGGGAGGACUAGGAGUCACCACGGUUCAUGGAAACCUCACCGCUGGCCAUGGGCUCCUGGUGGAGUUAAUAAUCACUUUCCAGUUAGUCUUCACUAUUUUUGCCAGCUGUGAUUCCAAACGGACUGAUGUUACUGGUUCGAUAGCUUUAGCAAUUGGAUUUUCCGUUGCAAUUGGACAUUUGUUUGCAAUCAAUUAUACUGGAGCCAGCAUGAAUCCAGCUCGAUCUUUUGGACCCGCAGUUAUCAUGGGAAACUGGGAAAACCACUGGGUGUAUUGGGUUGGACCAAUAAUAGGCGCCGUGUUGGCAGGUGCCCUUUACGAGUAUGUCUUCUGUCCUGACGUGGAGCUCAAACGUCGCCUUAAGGAAGCCUUCAGCAAAGCUGCUCAGCAGACGAAAGGGAGCUACAUGGAGGUGGAGGACAACCGGAGCCAAGUGGAGGCCGAAGACCUGAUCCUGAAGCCCGGGGUGGUGCAUGUCAUUGACAUUGACCGUGGAGACGAGAAGAAGGGCAAAGACUCCUCUGGAGAGGUAUUGUCUUCUGUAUGACUAGAGGACAGCACUGAAGGCAGACCAGACUCCCUAGACCUGGCCUCAGACUUCCUGCCACCCAUCAAGGAAACAGAUUUGUUAUAAAUUAGACACUUGUGGGUUUCUUGUUUCACAUCUCGUUAUACAGUUUAAAUAACACACAUUUUACUAUUAUCAAUGGGAGGGGGGAGGAGAAGCCUAUAGUGGGUUUUAAAACAGAAAUCUUUUUUCAUUUAUCCCCAAAGCAAAUAUGCGACUAGUGUAUUGACUUCCCUUUCAUUAAUAAUAACUGAAAUUAUGAACCAAGAUCUAGUUAAGUCUUGCCUUACAGAACAUACGGGCACCUCUGUGAGGAAGUUGGUGUUGCCCAUUGUCACCUGACUACUGACUUCAUUGGAUUGAUUUGAAAAUGGCAAAAUGCAGUAUGUCACAGAAUCAUGUACAUUCAGGAGAAGGCGUGUAGUACCUUCUUCCACAAGCUAUCCCUUAUCUAUAAACUACCUCGGAGGGAAAAAAAAUUAGCCAGGGUCAUUGCUAAUAUGUCAUUUGUAUUUAUAUAUCUGACUAUCAGAUCCCAAGUCCAAUUCACUAUAGUCCUUCUUCCACCUCAGCAUUCAAGAAACCAUAGAGCUAAAACUCAAAAAAUAGGAAAGAACAUUAAUUUCUGUCCGCGCGUUAGUUUCCUCUAAUGAAACCUGUACGUAGGACACCCACUGAGGUUCAGGACAGCCAGACCUGGGGAAUCUGGUGGGAGGUGGAGCAAAGGAUGCUACUGUCGUGCAUCCAUCACACAGAGAGGAGAAACCGCUGUUUUCAAAUGAUUGGUCUGUUUUCAGUGCACACUCUUAAACGUACCACAAUAGAUUAACCGCCUAAGCUUUUAACUACUUACUUUUUAAAGCUUAUUUGCAAAACUGAGGGACUUGUAUGCCAUUUUGACCCCUAUAUUGAAACACUAGCUGAAACAUUUUAGACCUGCCUUUCAGUUGGUGUCUAAAACCUGCUUACUCUAGGUGGUAUAAACCAGUCCUGCCCCAUCUUAGCUGCUGAUGCUGUCUCGACUCCCAUGACAUCUAUCGAUGAUCGGCACUGUGAGUGUAAUAAUGCCCAUUUGUGUGAACUAAAAUAUAUGGCAGACUAGGUGCAACGUGGUUGCCAAAUAAAGGAGUGAACAGGCAGCCUCCAUGCAAAGCUCCUAGGUGCCCCAUCUGCACACAGCUUACCGCCACUCUUUUAAGGUAUUUACUUCCUGCUUGGUUUGUUAAAACCCUUUGUUUCUCCCAUACUGCUUUGCCAUCCGCCCAGUCGAAUGCUCUCUGAAAACCCCAGUUUCUACGAUCAUAACAGUCUAGCCUAGCAUUUAUCUUAGACAAAGUGCUGCAAAUGUCAGUUUCGCUAAACAAAGUUAGUAGUGGGAGAGAAAAGAGCCAUUUCUUCGAGGACUAGUUUGUAAAUAGCUGAUAAUCGAGGUCUUUCUCCUCCCAAGCACGAUUUCAACUGUGUGUGUGUGACUUCUUAUUGUUAAUGGCAGUUUUGCGUCUGUGGCAGCGAGAUAAUGGACCACUAUUAAACCUGAUUCUCUUCGGUGCUAGGAAACUGAUGUGCAAGUUCCCAGACAGCCACAAGGGCAGCAUAUGCCUCUCAAUGCCACCGGCGUAUUCUGAGGUAGAUGCUGGAAGCAUCGGCCCCACUUAAGGACUUUGUAUAUACUACACCAGAGACAUAAACUCUCUCUCUCUGAGCAGAUCGCACAGAACCAGGGUGUAGAGCUCCCAGAGGUGGUUUCUGCCCGUUCUUUCAAACAUUUUCACAAUAUACUACACAGGCUUAAGAUCAGGGUGCUUCAGUUCGGAAGGUGAUAUCAACCAUCAACAAAUAUGUCGGGUCAAAAACAAAUUUCAUUAACAAGGAAUAGUUAAGUACAUUUCUGAUUUCUCUUUUCAAAAUCCUGGCCUGUGAUUAUUUUUAUUAUGCCAUACAGCUUGCUUCGUUUGUGCUUGCUUUAACAGUCAUUUCUAGUGACAGCAUUCAGAAUGGUAGGAACUGAAAAACAGUGAAUCAUGGCUUAGUGAUUUGUUGGCUAGCAGCUGGCCAGGCACACAGUAGGUAAUCAAAAAAAGCAUGUUGUUUGAUAUUAUUUAUAUAUAUGUAUAUAUACAUAUAUAUACAUAUAUUUAUACAUAUAUAUAUGACCCUCAUUUGGGACUUAAGAAUAACAAUAGUCUCUUCUAAUUUUUAUUUUGCCCAAUAUUUAGUGAAAACAUAAUCUUUAGUGUCAUCUAAGAAAGGCAACAUGGAUGUGGAAACAAAGAGCAUAUUUUUACAGUUUACUGUUUAAGGGCAGAGCGUGACAGCUUCGCCACUCUUCGUCUUUGCAUAUGAGACAAUGUGUCUUGCAUUUCACUCACGGCUCUGCCAGUAAAAAAAGUAAUGAAAUUGUCCCUUUCUAAUGACAUCUAUACAGCAGGGGUCUAUUGCCUUGUGGAUGACACCAAAUUAUACAAUGUAUUAGGAGAUCAGGGAUUUUCCCUUUAAUCCCUUCUUAUUAAUGAAGUGCAUAGUGCCGUUCCCAAGAGACAGCUCCUGACAGAUACACAGCACAGAGAUCAGAGAGGAAAAAUCAGGAAGACAUAAAAGAUUUAUACGAGCCAUGAAACAACGCCAACUGUCUGUUCCCUCAGGAGGAGAACACAGACACUCCCUGUCCCCCAAAUUUCAAGGUGGUCCAUACACUGGAAAUGUACAUAGUCUGUCAAAACAGAGCAGAAGGGAAUCUUUUCUUUUUUUUAAUUUUGAGCAUUUUUUUAUAAUGUGGGACUCUGACUUUUAAAUGUGUGUUUCCAUUUUCUUCCAAAUGCUCUACCCUUUUACAGAAAUUGUUUUCUGUAGCCUAAAUUACUGGUAAUUUUACAACCUGUUUCUGUGAUUUGACACUCUCAUAAGUCCUCUCCCUCUCGAUCUUCGGAAGGGUGUCCCACCACAGCUCAGACACUGCUGGCCACAGCUGCUCCCUGCUGAGAAUUUCAUAAGGAGUUAGGAAUCUCUGGGAAAUGUGCAUGAUAGAAACGAGCUGAUUUAUUAGAGGUCAAUUUCAAAAAGGACCCAGGCAAUGUGUGCACUGCUCUAACCCCACUGAGGGCAGUGAAAUCUCAAAACGGAGGGACUAAUUAAAAUGGUGGCAUUGGUCCUUUCCUGGUCCUUGGUUGUGUGAUGAUGACACCUUCUUCACACAUAAGAAGUCUGACAGAGACACUGCCUCUGUGACAACUGAAGACAAAUAGACAAUCUUACAAAAACCAUGAGAAGUUCUUAUCAUUAAACUACAGGAUAUGAAAAUUUUGAAUCUCUUGGACCCAAAAGUAAUUACAUCUUUCCCCAGUAAACUCACAGAGUGAAAAUCACUAGGCCAGCACAGUUACUACUUGAAAGUGGAGUGUAACAAAACUCACUUUCUUCACUUCAACUUUUCUGAGUUCAUGUCCAGGUGUCAGUGCUUUUCAGAACACCUUAAAUAACACAAACAUAUGAAACCCAAAAUUCUCAGAAAGAAAUGUUAGACACUUAACUUCAAAAAUCAAAAACUGUGGAUACUCACUUUUGGCAUAUAACUUCACUGAAAACACAUACCAAACAAAUAUUAAACAACACAUAGAGUGAUACUACAUUUAAGAGCAGUUAAAUUGUUACUGUUUUAAGUCAAAAUUCAAGAGCUAAAAAAAAAAAUCCCUAAUAUAUAUAUUGCAUUGCAAUGUAUUCUUAGAUUGUUUUUAAGUUUGAUCAAAUACACAUGGAAUUUAUGGAAAUGUAUAAGCAAUUAUUUAUCAUUUCAUCACCCAAGUCACAAUAAACUUGCAACUUAUGAGGAACUAAGAAAAAUAAAAUGCCUGGUUAUAUUCACACUUAUUAAAUUAAUAUUAUUCCAACAUUAGAGUUAUUGUUAAAUGGAUUUAUACUGUAAUGCCUAACAUUUGGAAAAAAUCUAUUAAAAGUAUUAGCAGUG